CGUGGGCGGGGUCAGUUCAUCGCGGAGUCUCCGCGAGCGCUACAAUGUAACAAAAGCAGCGGGAUGAAAGAGUGAAAUAACGCGCGAGUGUAUGAAGCGCUGCGUUCAUUAAUAACACACACACACACCACACACACACACUCUCUCUUCGGCACUCACACACACUCAUUCUCACUCUACGCUCACAGGACUUCACACACACACACAUACACAGAGGAGCUGAGGAAUCUCCGCCGCAGCUGGACAGCAGAGUACCACCGGAGCACCAGAGCGGGCCGACAUGGACGAGCAGCCGCGCCUGAUGCACGCACAUGCGGCCGUGGGGAUGAGCGGACACCCGGGCCUGGCUCCGCACAUACCGGACAACACCGGAGCCGCCGACGGGGACGGAAGAAAACAGGACAUUGGAGACAUUUUACAACAGAUCAUGACCAUCACUGACCAGAGUCUGGACGAGGCGCAGGCCAGAAAACAUGCACUCAACUGCCACAGAAUGAAGCCAGCGCUCUUCAACGUCCUGUGUGAAAUCAAAGAAAAAACAGUGUUGAGUAUCCGUGGAGCUCAGGAGGAGGAGCCUCCCGACGCUCAGCUGAUGCGAUUGGACAACAUGCUGCUGGCGGAGGGCGUGUCCGGGCCGGAGAAAGGGGGCGGGUCUGCGGCAGCGGCGGCUGCAGCUGCGGCUUCGGGAGGAGUCGGAGCCGAUAACUCCGCCGAACACUCUGAUUACAGAGCCAAACUCUCACAGAUCCGCCAGAUCUACCACACUGAGCUGGAGAAAUACGAGCAGGCGUGUAAUGAAUUCACGACUCAUGUGAUGAACCUGCUGAGGGAACAGUCUCGCACGCGACCCAUCUCGCCCAAAGAGAUCGAGCGCAUGGUGGGCAUCAUCCACCGCAAGUUCAGCUCCAUCCAGAUGCAGCUGAAGCAGAGCACCUGUGAGGCCGUGAUGAUCCUGCGCUCACGAUUCCUCGAUGCCAGGAGGAAAAGACGAAACUUUAACAAACAGGCCACAGAGAUCCUGAAUGAGUAUUUCUACUCUCACCUCAGUAACCCGUACCCCAGUGAGGAGGCCAAAGAGGAGCUGGCCAAGAAAUGCUCCAUCACCGUCUCACAGGUCUCCAACUGGUUCGGAAACAAGCGAAUCCGAUAUAAGAAGAACAUCGGAAAGUUCCAGGAAGAAGCGAACAUGUACGCGGCCAGAACGGCUGUAAACGCGGCGAGUGUUUCUGCACACGGCAGUCAGGCAAACUCUCCAUCCACUCCAAACUCAGCAGGUUCUGCUGGCUCUUUUAACAUGUCAAACUCUGGCGAUUUGUUUAUGAGUGUUCAGUCUCUGAACGGGGACUCGUACCAGGGCUCUCAGGUGGGGGCCAAUGUUCAGUCACAGGUGGAUACCCUUCGCCAUGUUAUCAGCCAGACAGGAGGAUACAGUGACGGCCUCGCAGCAAACCAGAUGUACAGUCCGCAGGGCAUCAAUGCGAACGGCGGCUGGCAGGAUCCCACCACCCCGUCCUCUGUCACCUCACCCACAGAAGGACCCGGCAGCGUCCACUCCGACACCUCCAACUGAUCCAUCACACACACACACACACACACAGCGUCAGUCCUCGUCUUCAUGCUACCUCUCAGAUCAUCCACAGGUUAGAGCAGACCGACAGACAUCAGUUCAGCCUUCAUCAGCACCUUCUGUUAACACAUCUACCAUAGUGCCAAAGUACUUUUCUACAUCCUUUUAGCAUAUAAUAGACACGUUAUGCUUGCGAAAGCAUAUUAAGAAGGCCUAAGUUUAAUAUUUGUUCUUCUGAAAUGCAUAUAAAUAAAUCAUUUGCAUCGUACAUUAAAUAAUGCACUUAAUGUGAUGCAUAUUUGCUAGAAAUAAUUGCUGGUUUUAUUUGUUAACAUUAGACUUUAACUACACUGUAAAGAAUGUAAUGCCAAAAAGUCAAGACGGGAAAUAUUUUGAUGUUGCUUUAUUAACUUAUUUUAAUAGGUUAAUCAGGUUUCAACUACAUCUUUUAAGUUAUACAAAGUUUAACUUCAUAUUUUUAGUCAUUUCAAUUGAUAUAAGUUAAGAUGACUAGAAAAAUUCUUGUGUAAAAAUCCAAAAUCAAACAAAAAGUGCUCAGGGGUAGCUUAAAUCGUGUGUCUUUGGUAAGAAAUGCAUCAGAAUAAACAGCAAAAAUCAGUCCAAGGCACUCGAAAAAUAUAGAAAAAAAUAUUAAAAAGCCUUUAUUGACAUGGCUACGCGUUCCAGUAAACACUUACCUUCAUUAGGGUAACCUAAUGUAAUGAGGCAAGUGUUUGCCGAAAUGCAUAGGCGCAGUUUUAAGGAAUAGCCCAGUGUUUCCCAACCCUGUUCCUGAAGGCACACCAACAGUACACAUUUUCAACCUCUCCCUAAUCAAACACAUCUGAAUCAACUUAUCAUAACAUCAGAAGAGACUCCAACACCUGAAGUUAAUGGGUCAGAAAAGGGAGACAUCCAGAAUAUGUACUGUUGGUGUGCCUCCAGGAACAGGGUUGGGAAACACUGGAAUAGCCUAAUGUCUAAUAAAGGCUUUUUAAAUUUUUUUUCACAUUUUUCCAGUGCCUUGGACUGAUUUCUGCUGAUUAUAAGUUCACUUGAUUCAACUUUAAAAAAUGAAAGUGUACAUUAGUUAUC
Messenger RNA from Danio aesculapii, 2662 nucleotides. RefSeq names its product pre-B-cell leukemia homeobox 1b (gene pbx1b). The coding region runs from base 281 to 1570 and encodes 429 amino acids. The transcript is spliced from 9 exons. Lineage: Eukaryota; Metazoa; Chordata; Actinopteri; Cypriniformes; Danionidae. The record is from RefSeq and is a predicted model, not a curated record. Gene Ontology annotation, cellular component: nucleus. Gene Ontology annotation, biological process: animal organ morphogenesis; neuron development; brain development. Gene Ontology annotation, molecular function: DNA-binding transcription factor activity, RNA polymerase II-specific; RNA polymerase II cis-regulatory region sequence-specific DNA binding.